CGGUCUCACGAACAGUGUUCGCCGGCUUUCGGGCUCAGAAGUGUGGACUGCGGAUGAGGGAGCAGCGGUGCGGGAGGCGAAGCGGCUCGGAAAUUAUGAGGUAGCGGCUCGGCCACGUCCCUGCCCCGCGUUCACUCGAAGUGGGGGAAAAAGUGACGGAACCAGCUUGCUUUGACGUUAUCAUUCAGCGUGUGAGAGAAAGUGGACCGAAGUCAGUUUUCCUGCGGAUGAUUCGAGCUGAUUGUGCUGCUGUUGGGACUCUAGUGGUUUGGCGCAUGGCAGAACUGGGAAAGCAGAAAGAGAAAUGUACCCAUAACCACAGUGCUGGUGUUGCUGCCUCAGGUCUGGAUGCAGUGUCGGAAUGGUUUGCCAACCAUGGACACCGAGAUUGUACCGAAAUUUUCCUGCAAAGAUGAGGAGAUUGAGUACUGGAAGGCCCUCUCCCACCAGAACAUGCAGAGUUACCAGGAGGCCCAGGAGGAGCUGCUAGAGUUCCAGGAGGGCAGUCGGGAGCUUGAAGCUGAGCUGGAGGCCCAGCUCGGCCAGGCAGAGCACCGGAUACGAGACCUGCAGACAGAGAACCAGAGGCUGAAGAGCGAGGCUGAGGCCCUGAAGGAGAAGCUGGAGCAGCAGUACGCCCAGAGCUACAAGCAGAUCUCCGUGUUGGAGGACAAACUGGGCCAGACGCAAGGCAUCAAGGAGCAGCUGCAUAAAUACGUGCGGGAGCUGGAGCAGGCCAACGACGACCUGGAGAGGGCCAAGAGGGCGACGAUUGUCUCACUGGAGGACUUUGAGCAGCGGCUGAACCAGGCCAUCGAGAGGAAUGCCUUUCUGGAGAGCGAGCUGGACGAGAAGGAGUCCCUGCUGGUGUCUGUGCAGAGACUGAAAGACGAGGCCAGAGACCUGCGUCAGGAGCUGGCUGUACGCGAGCGACAGACCGACACGCGCAUGUCGGCUCCCAGCUCGCCCACGCCUGACAGUGACAAGACAGACUCUGGCGUCCAGGCCUCGCUGUCGCUGCCGGCCACGCCCCUCUGCAAGAACAUGGACAGUGUCUUCACCAGCAGCACAGUGCUCACCAAUGGCUGCAAUAACUCACCGUUAACGUCAUCGGCCAGAGUAUCAGCUCUCAAUAUAGUCGGUGAUCUCCUGCGGAAAGUAGGGGCGCUGGAGUCCAAGCUGGCGGCGUGUCGGAACUUCGCCAAGGACCAGGCAGCGAAGCGGAGCUAUAUGGCAGGGAGCACCAGCAUGCCCAAUGGCAACGCCACCAAGUUCUCGCACCCCAUCCACACCACCUACUUCGACAAAGCGCCAAUGAGCAGACUGGAAGCCGGCCCCCUGGCAGCCAUGAAAGCGGCUCCCCACUCAGCGUCGCCCCCCGGCCUGCUGCCUCUCAGCGUGUGAUGAAGGGCCCCCCUCAGAUACCACAGAACCUCACGGGACAAGCGCAGUUAAGGAGAUGGAAAACUGAAGCAGGGGCUCCUCUCCCCUGCCCCCCCAUACCAGUCCCUGGGCCCCCCCACACGGGAUUGCAUGUGUGUACACUAUGUGUAUGUCGACCACGCUAAUGCUCUCGCGCACACUGUUCCUGGUUUGCGCUGUAAACUGCACUUUUGUUGCACGCAGUUUCUGUUUCUGUUGUUUGGUUUACCACUGCGUGGUGGGAGGGGGUGGGGGCUGCCUUAUUCUGUAUGGUUUUACACCUUGGUGGUCUGAAAUUAGGGGUGAGCCUCAGUAAGACGCAUCACUGUCUACGAGGGUGGGGGCGGAUCUCCGGCCUCACAGGGCUCACAGGAAAAGCCUUUCCAGAGUGUGGCUGCCCCCCACUAUCCUGCUCCACAGAUGUUCGCAGACCGCUUUGUGGUCCUGUGCAGACCGCUUUGUGGUCCUGUGCAGACCGCUUUGUGGUCCUGUGCAGACCGCUUUGUGGUCCUGUGCGUCUCUGGUAUUCGUUGCUUUCGCAAUGGAGACUGUCCAGAUAACUGAUCUGCCUGUUCAGACCAAAGAUGUUGGGAGUGUGACCCUAUAAGUGAAUUCACCGUAAUGUAAAGGGCGUCACUCUGGGCUCUUUUAUUAAUGUCACCUUUGAUUCCUUCACCUCCCAGUUUCAUUUCUGCAGUUAUCUAUGUGCCUUCAGCUGUGGUCUAGCACUGGGUGAGUUUCACUCAUUCCUGCCACAGAAUGAUUUUCCUGUAACAGGUUUCUGACCCUUGCAUGACACCUCAUUUUGUUCAUAAAGCUCCGACCAGUCACUGUUAAGUUACAUGCUGUACUAUCUAUCGCUCUGCUUAUAUGAUGUCCGAUAACUGUGUGUGAUGUGUGUGCGCACACACGCACGUGUAUAAAUGCAAACACGCGUGUAAAAUACGGCCGUAGCAGUAAUGGGAUUAUUUAUAUUAGAGACUCUGCAUGGAUUGAAAUGGAAAAGUGCACAAUGUUAAAGUGCAUCUAUCAUACUGUAAAGCUCAAAAGUUAAUAAAAUACUGUAUUUAAAAAGCAA
This is a messenger RNA of Paramormyrops kingsleyae, 2500 nucleotides long. RefSeq names its product nuclear distribution protein nudE-like 1-B. Gene Ontology annotation, molecular function: microtubule binding. The record is from RefSeq and is a predicted model, not a curated record. Gene Ontology annotation, biological process: mitotic centrosome separation; chromosome segregation; centrosome localization. Lineage: Eukaryota; Metazoa; Chordata; Actinopteri; Osteoglossiformes; Mormyridae. Gene Ontology annotation, cellular component: kinetochore; centrosome; kinesin complex.